Molecule: messenger RNA, 2309 nt
Organism: Salvelinus namaycush (lake trout)
Lineage: Eukaryota; Metazoa; Chordata; Actinopteri; Salmoniformes; Salmonidae
Gene: ubl3b
Product: ubiquitin-like 3b
Exons: 6
Coding region: 192-545 (117 amino acids)
Molecular function (GO): protein binding
Source: RefSeq, a predicted model, not a curated record
UGCCAUUAUUCUUCGACAAGCAGCAGCUAGAGCGCUUGAGUUGGUGCCAGGCUGUGGAAAGCAGAGAAAGAAGGGGGGGGGGUGAGAGAGUAGUGAAACGUGUUCUUUGUGCCAGGGGUUUGGCCCAGUCUCCAUCAGCAAAGCGCAACACUAACUGCCCAGUCGGCUCUGUUCAGAGCAGCUUCAGAGCCAUGACAACUCAAAGGGAUGUCGAUAUUGUGAACCUGCGUCUUAUCCUGGUCAGUGGGAAGACACAAGACUUCAUCUUCUCCCCCAACGACUCGGCCAUGGACAUCGCCAAGCACGUCUUUGAUAACUGGCCCUUGGGAUGGGAGGAGGAGCAGGUGAGCAGCGCCAGCAUCCUACGCCUCAUCUUCCAGGGACGCUUCCUGCAUGGCAACGUCACCCUGGGAGCUUUAAAGCUGCCCCCUGGCCGAACAACUGUCAUGCACUUGGUUGCCAGAGAGACCCUGCCAGAGCCUAACUCCCAUGGUCAGCGUAACCGGGAGAAGACCGCGGAGAGCAACUGCUGUCUGCUCUUGUAAAGACGACAACAAACAACAAUCCUCCCCUUAACCCUCCCCCACGUUCACCCCUGCUCGGCUUCUGUCUGCCCGUCAACCAUGGAUUUGGAGAGAUCACAGGGAGAUGGGUCACAGAGCUGUCAGCCUGCUGUCUGGCACAUGUUUGUGGCACUCUGACCCAAUCGGUGGCUUUGGAAUUAUUUGUAGUUUUAUUUUAUUUUUUUUAUUUUUUUCGUACCCAUUUAUUCAGAUCAAUUUUCUUUUUUCACCCUUUUGCCAGAUUCUGCCUUUUUUCUUCUGUGUUGUAAAACCAUGUUAAGAAUUUGUACAUAUAAUCUCCGUGGUUACCCAGGAUGAGCUAGCUGGGUGGCCAUACAGGUUUUGAAGACCUCCCACAGAAAUACUGUCAAACUAUGACUUCGGAACAUUGACCCGUACUGUGGCGUUGGUCAUUUGCAUUGACUCCAAGUAUCUUUCUGCUAAUGAAAUGGAAGUUCCCAUGGCUCUUAUAGAACGGUGUUAAAACCUCUCAUUGCACUUAACUGGGUUGUUUAUUUGAAAGUGUUUCUUGUAGGUUUUUUUUGUAUCGUCUUAAUCUUCCCAUCUUACAGAGGAAGAGAGAAUAAUGUCCUACUGUUAGACAAAGUGCCAUCCUCCUCACCCGAUGUAGACCGUGCACAGUACAGUAGUUGACUCCUACUAGCAGGGUGUGUGUAGUCUGCCAUAGCACCAGUGGAGUGGUGUGUAUCUCUGUGACAUGGGCCACACUCGUGUUUGUUCCUGGACUUGGACCAACAGAGGAAGAGUUCAAAGUUGUGCCACACACCUGUGUGUGUGUGGCAUUGUCACGUGUUUGAUCACCUCGACGGUGAAUGAUGAACUGGUCUAGCUAGAAGAAUCUAAACUAACUCCUACACGUUCUCCCCCUGGUUGUGAAGCCCUGCUUUUUCCCUUCUUUUUUAACUGAGUGAAAAGUAUUGAAGGAUUGCUUCUGCGUGACCAUUGUCAUUCUGUAUGGCUUCCACCUCUGAUCAACAUGACCAUUUAGACUACAUCCCGUCCCAUGGGACAGCCCCCUCGCCACUCCCCGUCCGACCUGAGUGAGGAAUAAGGGAAUCGACACCAGGAGCCAAUCAACAGAGAGGUGUUGGUAGUUGGAGGGCUUCAUGGCCAGCUACAGGGCAUUAGGGCUAGAGGCAUGAGAGGGAGCAAUUCCUUGGAGAGGGUUCCCCUCUGGAAAAUAGGAGGAGAUGAUGAUGAUGGUAUUUGACCUCCUUUUUGUUUGGAUGCUGUCUGUUUUUGUUUGCCUUUUUGAUUGUGGAAUUAUUCAGUAAUAUCAUUAAUAUUGCAAUUGGAAAAUGUCAAUUUUUAUCUUGUAUUGAUAUUGUUUGUCCAGUUGCUGAUGUCUGACUCCUGUUAAUUGAAUGCUUUUUGUCCCAGGGGUUAGUGUGUGUGGGAAUUGCGUAUUAUUUUUACAUGACUGUUGUAUGUGUGAGUGGAUGGGUUGGGGAAAUGACUGAGUGUAUGGAGACAGUUUGUGUAUUUGAGUAAUGGGUGUGUGUUUGCGAAAACCUAAAAACGGUGUGUUUUGUGUGUGUGAGCACUGGAGGUUAGUGAUGCAGGUGGUGGAGGAUAGAUUGGUGUUGGGUGGCUGUGGUUUCCAUGGAAACAGUGUGAAUCCUUCCUUUUAGUGAGUGUCCUUUGGUUAGUGUCCGUCAACCAAUGUCACUGCUAUGAAAUGUAGCUCAAUAUGAAUAAAUGUUUAAAAAAAUAAUACUAAUGAAA